AUGGUGGACACACUACGCCCACCUUUGGAGGUGGUUGCGUCCUGGCCGAAGCCAAACUACAUCGAUCCUGAGAACAGAGGACCUGGCCUAGUCUACGGCGCAAUCGUCCUCGCCACAUUCGGGCUUCUGAUCGUUACAGCACGGGUAUACUCCCGUCUCUGGAUCACCAAAGCCUUCGGCAUCGACGACCUGCUCAUUGUUUUUGCCUUCUCGAUAGGGCUGGCAUUGACAAUCUUGAUCAUCAUUGGCAACAGGAGCUACCAUAGCGGAUACCAUAUAUGGGAUAUCAGGCCGGAGACCGCAGCACCUCAUCGUCUUAACGUCUGGGCGAGCCAGUGGUGCUACUUGUUCUCGACGGGCGCCGUCAAGAUCUCGGUCCUACUCUUCUACCGCCGACUGUCCGUAUCCUUCACCCAGAUAUUCUGGUGGGCAACAUGGAUUGGAAUCGUCUACAAUAUCUUGAACCUCGUCGCUUUCUGCAUCGCAUUGACACUUGUCUGCCGGCCAGUAGAGGCAUACUGGAUGUCUUUUGACCGAAUAUGGGCCACGGAGAACCAUGGCAAAUACUACUGCUCCAGUGAAGGUGUUUCGCUCACUGUGUCGACUGUCUUCUCCAUAGUCGGCGACUUUUACGCCGCAUUGCUGCCGAGUUUGCUGGUCUUGAAGCUCAACAUGGCUCGUAAGCAAAAGAUUGCGGUGGCAAGCCUGUUUGCCGUUGCAUAUCUCGUUGUUGGUGCUGGCAUCGGCCGAUCUAUCAUGUUGAACCGUGUUGUAAUGCACGACUAUGACUUUACUUGGACGCUCUGGGAAGCGUGGAUCUGGUCUCUUCUUGAGCUCUGGAUCGGUCUACUAGCAGCCAGCGCACCGGCACUCAAACCAUUCUGCAGGCAGUUUCUCUUCAGUCCAAUGAGCAAUGCCGUCAGCACUGCACGCAACCCCCCCAAUGGGGAGAAUGGGUCGAGCAAACCACCUUCUGCAACCAAGCGGGAUAUCCGCCAGUCGUGGAAUGUGCUGCCACCAAUGAUGCCGCAGUUCGACAAGGGUUCGUCCUCCCCAGAGCUCGCAGACAGCUCCAUGACCAAAUCUGGUGCAUCUGCCAGUGUGUGGGGAGCUCAGCACCAUCACCGAAACAGCAGCGCGGAGCUUCACGAUCUGGAACAAGGCUCUAUCUCUUUGCAUACGUGGGAGAAUCGCGUCUGCAGCCUCAACGCAAACCGUUGUGAGUGCCAGGGGAACGCGCAAUGCCAAAGCCCGGCCUCUUCGCCUGUGCAGAGGCAGCAUCCCGCAAACUUCAGCCUACCGACAAGUAGCGGCAGGGAGAACUCCAGCAUCAACCGCAUUAGAUCCACAUCACCUCUGCGAUUUCAAGCGAGGGCACUUUCGGAUAGCGAACUGCAAGGGCAGGCAAACGCCAUUCCCAGAACUCCACCUUGCGACCAGGGCGCAACGGUCGACGGAUUUGAUUCCGGCAGAGGUGCUACCAUGCCGGACCCUCUACGAAGGCAUGUCCUUGCGAAUCCUGACCGUGGCGACGACAAAUACUUGCCAGCGCCCUCGAGCAGAGUCUCGCUCAUGGCGGUGGGUGGAACGUUGCCAUAG
Molecule: messenger RNA, 1599 nt
Organism: Cyphellophora europaea CBS 101466
Lineage: Eukaryota; Fungi; Ascomycota; Eurotiomycetes; Chaetothyriales; Cyphellophoraceae
Exons: 3
Coding region: 1-1599 (532 amino acids)
Source: RefSeq, a predicted model, not a curated record